GAGAGAGAGAUUGAGAAACAGAGAGAGAGAGAGAUUGAGAAACAGAGAGAGAGAGAGAUUGAGAAAGAGAGAGAGAGAGGGAAAGAGAGUGAGAUAUAGGAAGAGAGGCAUUUGCCUUGCAAACGUGUCUGUGCGUGUCUUAGAUGUGUACGUCGUGGUUCUCAUCGUUGCUUCUGUGAACGUGUCUCUAGAAUAAGCAAGCAGUGACUGCGUGCGAACAUUGCGUGUGGGCGCCUUGCUGUGGCUAGUACGGAUCCGCUGGUAUAAUGUCUUUCACCGACCACCCACGCUACGUACCGAUCCCGACGUCUGACGUCAUCCCCAGCCAUGAGUCCCAUGACGACCACGAGCGCCGACCGCACUACAUGGAGAUGGCUCCCAUAGCCGUGCCGGAACGAACCAACAGCAACGCUGAAGUUGCUGAUAGGCCGGAGGUACCGAGGCGAGCAACCUUUCCUCAACCUGCCUCAGAGAGACGCCCUGACAUAGCGCCUCGACAGCCAGAGAUAACAGACAGACAACCCGAUACAACAUACAGACAACCUGAGACAACAUACAGACAACCAGAGACAACAUACAGACAACCCGAGACAACAUACAGACAACCAGAGACAACAGACAGACAACCAGAGACAACAGACAGACAACCAGAGACAUCAGACAGACAACCUGAGACAGCCAAUGGACGUCCGGAAAUAGCGCACUAUCCAGAUCUUCCAGAAAGGGCACAUGACCGUGAUCACGACCACGAUAUGGGAGGGAGUCAUCAUGAGAGAGAUGACACGAGGCGAGGCGGGGACGGGGGGAGACACGGCGGCGGAGGAGGAGAGAGAGGAGACACGGGAGGUCCGGAGUGGGGAGGCCGUGAACCGAGAGGCUAUGAUCCUCGCAAUGGUCUUUACCCAGGUCCAUAUUUUGUUGGGAGUUCCGGGAUGUACCCUCCCUCAUACAUUACAGCAAUACCGCAGGCACCAUCGGUUGGCAAGGGACGCAUGGACGUUAACAUGUAUGCGAACAAGAAGACGCUUGGUAUCGGCUUGAUGGACCUCUCCACCUUCGCAGCAAAUGUUACGCAGCUUCGGACAGUGAUGAGAUCCGGGCCAGACUUCCAGGAGUUCUACUACUUUCUCAUCGCGAUGCUGUCCAUUUCGAUGGCGCUACAGGUGUUAGUUGCCAUCGUACUCAUGUACACAGCACGGCACGACAUCAAGGAAGAGAAAUACCAGAAGCGGUGCGACAUGUGGAGCAACGCCUCCGUACUUCUCAUCGUCCUCAUCACCAUCACCAACCUGCUUGUCACGGGAUUCAUGGUCGACAACCGCGUAGACGCGCUAAUGGCGUGCGCGCGCCGCUCCCCGUCGCACGCAAACAUGGCCGCUGAGUCGCACCUGGCCUACCAGGGAUCGAGACUGGCCGCCUACUCUCACGCUAACGUGACGCGUGUCAUCGCUGCAGGAGUGCUCUAGGAGGUAGUGGGCUAGCUAGCCUGCUCUGGCCAGCGAGGUGUCAUAGCUGGUGGGUGGAAAAAGACGUCGUCUUGUGUGAGAGAUCAAAAUGCAGACUGCUGAUGUCUUUAGAAGGCACUUUAGGUAGCAUGCGGGUUAUAUAUUAUCAUGUGAGGCAUCAAACCUUCGAGGAAUCCAAAGCGAAUACAUUUAUGUGAAAAUACGAAACGGUUCAACAAUCAAGAAUUCCGACAGUUUCCCCUUCCUUCAUCCUUUCGUCUAUUUUCUACUUGCCCCACCCUCCACCCUUGCUUCCACUUUCUACUCGUCCCCCUCCACCCUUUCUCU
Messenger RNA from Priapulus caudatus, 1793 nucleotides. RefSeq lists its product as uncharacterized. The coding region runs from base 267 to 1466 and encodes 399 amino acids. NCBI's taxonomy places the organism in Eukaryota, Metazoa, Priapulida, Priapulimorpha, Priapulimorphida, Priapulidae. The record is from RefSeq and is a predicted model, not a curated record. The transcript is spliced from 6 exons. Gene Ontology annotation, biological process: cell adhesion; tissue regeneration. Gene Ontology annotation, cellular component: membrane.